UGCAGGGAAUGCCGAAUGGUGACUCUUUUGCAUUGGAGGGAGACUUGAGAUCACAUAUACGUUGGAGAGAAGAACGAAGCAUUCCUUUUAAGGGUAUGGAAACCUCUCCCUAGUAAACACGAGGAGAACAAAACAUUUCUUAUAAGCGUGUGAAAAUAUCUCUUUAGUAGAUGUGAGAACGAAGUAUUUCUUAUAACGGUGUGGUAACGUCUCCCUAGUAGACACGAGGAGAACGAAACAUUCCUUAUAAGGGUGUGGAAUCCUCUCCCUAGUAGACGUGAUUUGAAACCGUGAAGCCGACGGCGGGUUGUUAUUAGGAAACCCCAUCUGCUCUCUGCUUUCAAACGCUCAAUUUACCUACAAGUUAUCGUGGAGUGCGAACGCCUACUCUAUCGGUACUUGAUUUAUGAGUUCUUCAUUGUUGAUCCUGUAGAUAUUAGGGUAUUGUUCUGUGCUUUUCUAUUUUAGGAUUUGAUUGAUUGGGAUGGAAAAUAAGGCUAGUGUGAUGGUUCAAAGCUACGAAUUAGGAAGAUUGCUAGGCCAAGGAACCUUUGCUAAGGUAUAUUAUGCGCGGAAUACAGUAAACAACCAAAGCGUGGCCAUUAAGGUGAUCGAUAAAGGAAAGAUUACGAAGACUAUGCUAAUUGAUCGGAUUAAGCGUGAAAUAUCUAUUAUGAGACUUGUUAGACAUCCUAAUAUUGUAUAUCUGUAUGAGGUUAUGGCUACCAAGACUAAGAUUUACUUUGUUUUGGAAUAUGCAAAGGGUGGUGAGCUCUUUGACAAAGUUGCUAAAGGGAGGCUGAAUGAGGAUGUUGCUUGGAAAUACUUUUAUCAAUUAAUCCAUGCUAUUGAUUUUUGUCACAGUAGGGGAGUAUAUCACCGUGACAUAAAGCCUGAGAACUUACUGCUUGAUGAAAAUGAAAAUCUUAAGGUGUCUGAUUUUGGUCUAAGUGCUCUAGUCGAGUCCGAGCGUCGAGAUGGGUUGCUACACACGAUUUGUGGCACACCGGCUUAUGUUGCCCCUGAAGUUAUCAGUAGGAAGGGCUAUGAUGGUGCAAAAGCUGAUAUCUGGUCUUGUGGAGUCGUUUUGUUUGUCUUAUUGGCAGGUUAUCUCCCGUUCCACGACUCGAAUUUAAUGGAGAUGUAUAGGAAGAUUGAGAAAGCAGACUAUAAAUGUCCUAGUUGGUUCCCUCGUGAAAUGCGGAGGCUGCUAAGUCGGAUGCUUGAUCCAAACCCCGUUACGAGGACUUCCAUAGCAAUGAUAAGACAGAGUUCUUGGUUCAAAAAAGGAUUGAGAUCAAUGAAUGUAAGAAGUGGAACAAAAGAUGAUGCUAUAGCGGCUGUUUCAGAUGGAAAUCAAGAGAUGGAUAGACCUCCAACUUUGAAUGCUUUCGACCUCGUCUCCCUUUCGACAGGGUUCGACCUAUCGAGUUUAUUUGAAGACGAUUCAAGGAAGAAAGAAACGUUGUUUACUUGUAGAAAACCGGCCUCUGUUCUUCUCUCGAAACUAGAAGAAAUUGCUAAACUUGUUCGGUUUCGAGUGCAGAAGAAAGAAGCAGGCCUACUGAGGCUUGAGGCACUAACAGAGGGGAAAAAAGGGGUAUUGUCCAUUGAUACAGAGAUCUAUGAGGUUACUUCAUCUUUUUAUUUGGUGGAAAUGAAAAAAUCAAAUGGAGACACAUUGGAAUAUCAGAAGAUAUUGAAAGAGGACAUAAGGCCAGCUCUACAGGAUAUUGUAUGGGUUUGGCGAGGUGAGCACGAGCAGCAGCAGCAACGAAAGCCUUGGCCUCGACCUCGGCCAAAUGACAGAAGCUCAGUAUAAGAUAUUUGUGUGAUGAAAUCUAAGCUUUGUUAUGAUGACAGGUUGGCCCAGAGGGGAAUUCGGCUUGGUUUGUUUGGCAAAAGGGAAGAAACACGUUUGAAUGAUUCAGACGUGAAAUCCCACCUGACCGGAAAGGGGAACGAAACCUUCUCUAUAAGGGUAUGGAAACGUCUCCUUAGUAGACGCUUUUUAAAAAUCUUGAGAGGAAGCCGGAAAGAGAAAGCUUAAAGAAGACAAUAUCUGCUAGCAGUGGGCUUGGGCUGUAACAAAAGGGGUAUAGAGUCAGACACCCUGACGAUGUGUCUGCAAGGACGUUGGCCUUGAAGGGGGGUGAAUUGUGAGAUCUCACAUCAAUUUGAGAGAGGAACCAGUACCAACAACGAGGGUUCCAAAGGGGGUGGAUUGGGGGUGGAUUAUGAGACCCCACAUCGGUUGAAGAGAAGAACGAAACAUAAGAGCGU
This is a messenger RNA of Cucurbita pepo subsp. pepo (vegetable marrow), 2283 nucleotides long. Its product is annotated as CBL-interacting serine/threonine-protein kinase 10. Lineage: Eukaryota; Viridiplantae; Streptophyta; Magnoliopsida; Cucurbitales; Cucurbitaceae. Gene Ontology annotation, molecular function: ATP binding; protein serine/threonine kinase activity. The record is from RefSeq and is a predicted model, not a curated record. Gene Ontology annotation, biological process: protein phosphorylation; signal transduction.